This is a messenger RNA of Lotus japonicus, 1377 nucleotides long. RefSeq names its product protein STAY-GREEN, chloroplastic-like. Bases 292 to 1089 code for a protein of 265 amino acids. The transcript is spliced from 4 exons. Lineage: Eukaryota; Viridiplantae; Streptophyta; Magnoliopsida; Fabales; Fabaceae. The record is from RefSeq and is a predicted model, not a curated record.
ACCAGUGCUUCAAGUAACUGCAAUUAUCGUGACAAAAAAGUCAUACAUUUGCUACACGCAUCUACAUUCUACACACUCCAAUUUUCAUUCAUCAAUCAUUCAAUCUUCACACCAAAAGCAAAACAAGAUUCUCAAGCAAAGUAAAACCCUAUAGCAAGCAAUCAUUCAUCACUUCAGUGAAAGAAAGAAACACAUAAUUAAAGCCUAUUCUUCAGGGUCAUCCAAUUCCUAUUUCUUCUUUUAACAACCAUACCCAAUUCUUUUUAGUCCUCAAAGAUUGGAACUUUACUCAUGGGUACUCUAACUACUGCUCCUGUUCUCACUUCUAAGUUCAAGCCUUCUUCUCUUUCUCCCCAGGAAAAAUUGUCUUUUUUCCCUCAUAGAAGAAGGUUUGGGAAGAAGAACCAAGCAAUUGUGCCAGUGGCUAGGUUGUUUGGGCCAGCUAUAUUUGAAGCUUCAAAGCUGAAGGUUUUGUUCUUAGGAGUGGAUGAAAAUAAACACCCUGGAAAUCUUCCAAGGACUUAUACACUAACACACAGUGAUAUAACCUCCAAACUCACUUUGGCUAUCUCUCAAACCAUAAAUAAUUCUCAGUUGCAGGGAUGGUACAAUAAGCUGCAAAGGGAUGAAGUGGUGGCACAGUGGAAGAAAAUGAAGGGAAAGAUGUCACUUCAUGUUCACUGCCACAUAAGUGGAGGCCACUUCCUAUUGGAUAUAUUUGCUAGGCUAAGAUACUUCAUCUUCUGCAAGGAGCUACCAGUGGUGUUGAAGGCCUUUGUUCAUGGAGAUGGGAAUCUAUUGAACAACUACCCAGAAUUGCAGGAUGCAUUGGUUUGGGUAUACUUUCACUCAAAGAUUCCAGAGUUCAACAAGGUACAGUGUUGGGGACCACUGAAGGAGGCGGCUGCACCGUCAGGUGGGUCCCCGGAGAAAGAAGGUGAAGGGGUGAAGAUGCCGGAUCCGUGUCAAGAAGAAUGUGAGUGUUGCUUUCCUCCUCCACAGGCAUUGAAUCCAAUCCAAUGGUCUGAAGAAGUUCCCUCUCCCAAUUAUGAAGCUUUUGAUGGGGUUGGGACCCAACAAAACUUGUAGAACAAAACUCAUCAUUCAAAUCCACAUACUUACAAAUUCAUCCAAUUGUUGUUCUUCCCACACGUAUCAUUAGGAGGGGAAUUUCAAACACGUUUUCCUCAAUGUAAAUAAGUAAAGAAAUAGAUAUAUUUAGGUUUUGUUUUGGUUAUGAUUUUUCUUUCAUAAAAAUCAGUUCAUGUAUAAUAUUUGUGUUUGAUAAGUGUUCUUAUCUAGGAGUUGAAUUAAUCGACUUGUAUAAGUUACAGAAGUGCAAUUAUCAAUUUGGAUACAAGUGUCUUUCUUUCUCUU